This is a messenger RNA of Helicoverpa zea (corn earworm), 2114 nucleotides long. RefSeq lists its product as uncharacterized. The coding region runs from base 1 to 1356 and encodes 451 amino acids. The transcript has 11 exons. NCBI's taxonomy places the organism in Eukaryota, Metazoa, Arthropoda, Insecta, Lepidoptera, Noctuidae. The record is from RefSeq and is a predicted model, not a curated record.
AUGAAAACAGUACCUUAUUUCAAAUGUUCAGCAAUUGAUCUACUCGUUAUAUGCACUAAACAGGAAUACAAGGAAGCUACAUUCACGUGGCAACAGUUCUAUGAUGAUGGUUCCUACAUAGGCACUACACCAGAGAUAAAAGCGACGAUAUCAUCAUUUGUAUAUACUUUACAAAACUUCGAUAACAACACAUUUGUGGAAGCAUUGCCAGGCAAUUCUAGAAGUAAUACAUUAAAAAUGAAUGUUAUUCCUGAGUACAAAACUGAGAGCAAACUGACGUUUAAUGACUUAACCAAUAUUGAAUUCGAUUGUGAAACAUAUUUACAGCAAACAAAAUAUGUAUACGUAGGCCUUAUUAACACAACAGAAAACAAGAUAACGACACUGAAUACAACAAACAUUAAUGAUAAACUUGGUGCAGAAUAUAACGGUAGUAUUUUAUGUUGUUUGCAUUACACCGUUCAAAAAAUAUCGGAAAAAAUACCUGAAAUAAAUAUAAUACGACAUGUACAGGAUACUACACUGUUAUUAUAUUCCACUGAAACACCUGAACCUCUAUCUUAUUUCAAUUGUUCAUCGAUUGAUCGAGUCAUCGUGUGCACUAAACAGGAAUACAACGAAGCCACAUUCACGUGGCAACAGUUUUAUGAUGAUGGUUCCUACAUAGGCACUACACCAGAGAUAAAAGCGACGAUAUCCAAAUUUAUAUAUACUUUACAAAACUUCGAUAACAACACAUUUGUGAAAACAUUGCCAGGCAAUUCUAGAAGUGAUACAUUAAAAAUGAAUCCUGUCAUAACUGAUGACAAAAAUAUUAGCAAACUGACGUUUACAGACUCAACCAAUAUUGAAUUCGAUUGUGAAAUAUAUUUACAGCAAACAAAAUAUGUAUACGUAGGCCUUAUUAACACAACAGAAAACAAGAUAACGACACUGAAUACAACAAACAUUAAUGAUAAACUUGGUGCAGAAUAUAACGGUAGUAUUUUAUGUUGUUUGUAUUACACCACUCAAAAAAUAUCUGAAAAAAUACCUGAAAUAAAUGUAAUACGACAUGUACAGGAUACUACACUGUUAUUAUAUUCAUCUCAAGCACUUGCUGAUUCCGGCGUUACAAGAGAUCUUACAGUGUUAUAUACGUCUGUUACUGCCGCAGUGCUCAUUCUUGCAGUCGCAAUAAUUAUUGUAGUUAUAAUAUGUUGUUGUAAUAAGACGUCCUCAUCAUCAGAACCAAAGCCAGUAUCAAAGUGGGAACCAUUUUAUGUGAAUAAGCUGUUGCUGUUACGCAAAGAAUGUGACAGAGAAAUUGAGGCUGAACGACAAGCGCAGGAACCGGUGUAUGAAGAGAUUUCGUGAAAAACCUCAUCAUAAUGUUACAUCUACAAAUAAAUAACUAAAUAUAGCAACACCACACGCGGUCGGUUAGCCCCAUGGUAAGCUAUAUAUUAGCUUGUGGGCUAUAUAUUAGGUUAUGGGUGCUAACACUACUGAUAUACCACAUAUAUUACUAUACAUAUAAAUACAUAUUAUAACUCCCAGACCGCAGCCAACAAGCAUGCUCAUCAAGCCAAUGUUGACCGUACCGAGAAUCGAACCCGGGACCAUGAGUCAGGCAGUCCGGCAUGGUGACCAUUGCGCCCACGAGGUCGUCUAAACAAAAAUAAACAUAGAUUUGUUUUGUCUAUCAUGGAUGUAACUUGAUUACUUGAACCUGAUACUGGUUUUAUUUUAACGAUAAAGAAAUCAUUAGCUAGAAUUUCAAUGAUUAUUAUUUAGUAUUUUUUGUUUAUGAUUGUAAUGUUUUGUGGGCUUAAUCCUAUUAUAAGUUAUAAGUAGGUUAUGACUAAUUUCUAACACUAGGCUGUAUUUCUAUUAAAAGCAUCAGAUAUUGCUUGUGGAGACGUUUCUAUACGAUCUCCGAUUUUCGAUUAUAUUGUUACUUUUAGAACGUUAGUUUUAUAAGUUUUUACAAUUCCCCACGUAGUUUUGUAAUUUUUUUAAAUCAUUUUUAUUUUGUUCUUUAGAUUUCAGUCUAUAAUGUAAUGUUUUUAUGUAAGUAGCUUAAGUUAAAAUGUAAUUCUGACAGUAAAUAAAGGCUUUUUUAAUUAAAUGUA